GGGGCAAGCAAUAAUUCCUUAACUAUUAUCCUAUAGUAUUAUAACACCAAAAAGCAAUGGGAAGAGAAUAAGACAAGAAAAAGACACAAAUUCAUUUGACCACAGCAGUAACAAAGUGCAGCUCCUUUCCCUUCAUCCAUUAUUUGAUUCUUGACAAAAUCAAAUUAAAUAGAAACCAAAGCAAAGCUUCUUUCUUUCUUGCCUUUUGCUUUCCUUUUACGAACCUUAAAACAACGCCCGCAUAAAUCCAAACAGUAAAGCCCAAUCCCUUUUUCACGAUUGCAAUUAAUCUCUCAGAUUCAGAUGGUAGUUCAACUGAUCACGAAGCUGGCAUUUCCCCUUUCUCAGAAUGCCUUUCUAGCAUAAAUCUGCAACCACAAUUGCGGAGGCCUUUAUUUCUCUCUUUCCCCAAAUUCGUCAAUUCGGAAGCAAAAUGCAAACAGGGAAUUCCGGUGAAGUGCGAUCGGGUGUUGGAGCACCAGAUACUCGAGGGAAGCACAGGAUAUCUGCUGAAUUGAAGAGGCUCGAGCAAGAAAUUCGUUUCUUGGAGGAAGAACUGGAACAACUUGAGAAAAUGGAGAACGCCUCGUCUGCUUGCAAAGAGAUGCUAAUCAACAUCGAAACAAGACCAGAUCCUUUGCUUCCAGAGACCAUUGGGCCAAUAAAUACGAUCUGGGACAGAUGGUUUGAAGGUCCACAAGAGUCUUCCGGCUGCAGGUGCUGGAUACUGUGAUAUCUUGCCACGAAAUCGAGCCCUAAACACGAGCUUCGUCUUAUAACCAGCAACAACAUCAACAUCAGACCGUUCGUUCGAUGCAGAGUGACCAAUUACCCCCAAAACAGCAGUGCCCUCCAACUGACAUGUUUAAAAAUGUAUGAAACAGACAGAUGCAAUUUUUCAACCUCAAUUCAUUUCCCAAAGUUCUAUUUGAUCGAAUGUUAGCCUCACUGUA
Salvia splendens (bonfire salvia) is the source of this 953-nucleotide messenger RNA. RefSeq names its product guanine nucleotide-binding protein subunit gamma 2. NCBI's taxonomy places the organism in Eukaryota, Viridiplantae, Streptophyta, Magnoliopsida, Lamiales, Lamiaceae. The transcript has 4 exons. Gene Ontology annotation, biological process: G protein-coupled receptor signaling pathway. Bases 434 to 733 code for a protein of 99 amino acids. The record is from RefSeq and is a predicted model, not a curated record.